Messenger RNA from Colletotrichum abscissum, 1458 nucleotides. RefSeq lists its product as uncharacterized. The record is from RefSeq and is a predicted model, not a curated record. The coding region runs from base 1 to 1458 and encodes 485 amino acids. Lineage: Eukaryota; Fungi; Ascomycota; Sordariomycetes; Glomerellales; Glomerellaceae. The transcript is spliced from 5 exons.
AUGCGGUCGAUCGGAACCCCGGCAGAAUGGCGAUUGUGGCUCGAGAACGACACUCCAUCACUUCACAAAGACUCUGGUCUUGUACUAAUAAUUGCCAGACGGCCAUAUGUUCCUUCGAUAAAGCUUUACGAUGGAGGAAGCUCUCCUAAUGCGCAGUCUUUGAGAUCCGUGCCUGAAUCUUUCGAUGAGAAAUUUGGACCUCUCAGCUCGACUAGCAAUGGAACGUGGUCAAGCCACUCUAUCGCGAAUAUUGAGUGUCAGGCCGGCACGUCAGAGUUGCCGAAAGGUGGCAAGAGGGAGGUUCGCCAACUACCUUUUGAUCAGAAUACUUUCAGGGACAUUUGUGACAGAUUCUUUAUACACUCUUCGAUAGCACGAGUCAUCAACCGGGCAGAUGUUCCUGUGUUUUCUAGAUUCUUUGUUACUAUGAGGCUGGAAGAUUCAGAUCCAACUGGCCAAACUGCUAUAGGUAUGCGCCCUACCCGUAGCCAAACAGCUGCAUUAUUAAACUCAAUUACAGUAUACCAGUGCAGAUCAUCUAAUACAUGGGCGGACGACAUGGCUCUGACGGCCACUCACUUUCCCCAGAGCAACUUAACCUAUGCGGUACUAUUUGGGUGUACAGCCGAGGCUGAACGCAACGUCAUCAGCCGAUUAAGUCGCGCGACGGACCACGCAUUCUACCCUCUGCUCCUACCAGGGAUAUUCGCAGAGCUGGAAAGAGAUCGGAUGGCGAAGGUCGUCACAGAAACGGUUGAUGCCAUCGAAGGAGCAAUCUUCGAGCUUGGCACCGGUAACCCGGUCGAAGGCGAGGAGGUUCUGGAAGAGGAUAAGAUUGACAUGCGACAUUCUCGAAGGUCUGCUUGGCUAAAUACAACAUUUCUUCGGAACAGCCUAAGAGCAUGGAAGGGUCAACUUCGAAAGAUGGCAGACCAUGUUGCUGAGCUAUCUAGUCUCCACAGGGGCCAGAAAAUUGAUGGAGUUUACAGACAGCUCAAGAAAGAGGAAGAGCAGAAGAAGACUGACAUAUCGUUGGAUCGGACAGAACUGAUGAUCUACGAUAGAAUCCAGGCUCUCAUUGAGGAAUUUGAGGAUAGGAUUCAAGAAUGCACGAUGAGCGUUGAGGGAAUGACGAUUGCCACACAAUGGGCUCAGGGAGACACCAAUGUGGACAUUGCAACAGCUACCGGUCGGGAUUCGAGGCAAAUGCGUUCUAUUGCUGUGGUAACAAUGGUGUUUCUUCCGGGCACAUUCUUCGCAACAUUGUUCUCCAUGUCAUUCUUUAACUGGUCUCCAGAUGACUCCCAGUCGUCCGUCGUGUCCAGCUAUAUUUGGGUCUACUUUCUUGUCACUGGUGUCUUCACUAUAUCCACCCUUCUUCUCUGGUGGUAUUUUCUUUCAUCUCGCAGAAAGAAGUACAGAAGUUGCAGUUUCGCUACAUACCUUCUGAAAGUCUGA